This is a messenger RNA of Chelmon rostratus (copperband butterflyfish), 393 nucleotides long. RefSeq names its product COP9 signalosome subunit 9 (gene cops9). Bases 81 to 254 code for a protein of 57 amino acids. NCBI's taxonomy places the organism in Eukaryota, Metazoa, Chordata, Actinopteri, Chaetodontiformes, Chaetodontidae. Gene Ontology annotation, biological process: negative regulation of protein neddylation. The transcript has 3 exons. The record is from RefSeq and is a predicted model, not a curated record.
GUUGUUUUGUUUUUGUGUGCUGAUAAACCGGUCGAGCUAGCUACGAACGACAUCUUUUACACUGCUGAACUGAAAACAUAAUGAAACCCGCGGUGGAUGAGAUGUUUCCUGAAGGAGCUGGACCGUACGUGGAUCUGGACGAGGCAGGAGGCAGCAGCGGUCUGCUAAUGGACCUGGCAGCCAAUGAAAAGGCAGUGCACUCUGAUUUCUUUAAUGACUUUGAGGAUCUGUUUGACGACGACGACCUCCAGUGAUGACAGCAUCUGAACACCUGUACAUAAGAAAAUGAAACUGGGCUUAUUCUGACUACAAGCUCUCUCUUAUUUGUACAGCCCCCGUCCUCCUACAUGUCACUCACCACCGUACUGAAAUAAAGUCUUUUUGUUUUUACAA